This is a messenger RNA of Neodiprion virginianus, 1952 nucleotides long. RefSeq names its product odorant receptor Or2-like. The record is from RefSeq and is a predicted model, not a curated record. The transcript has 5 exons. Gene Ontology annotation, cellular component: plasma membrane. The coding region runs from base 581 to 1801 and encodes 406 amino acids. Gene Ontology annotation, biological process: detection of chemical stimulus involved in sensory perception of smell; sensory perception of smell. Lineage: Eukaryota; Metazoa; Arthropoda; Insecta; Hymenoptera; Diprionidae. Gene Ontology annotation, molecular function: olfactory receptor activity; odorant binding.
UUGAAUAAUAAGGAAACGAGUUGACCUAUUUCUCUAUAAUUUCCAUCCAGCCAUGCAAUUGUGCGUACGUGCAUUUAGGUAUGAGAUUAACUGCUUAAUAAUAAUGUACGUGAGCUUCCUUUGAAUCAAUGAUAAGGUCACAAAGGAAACCAGCAGAGUAAAAAUCGCAUACCAUCCUCAUUAUUUUAAACACACUGUUAUAAACCAUUGGCCGUCCUUGAAUUUUACAUCAGUCUAAUUAUAUCGAUUUAGCAGUUAGUCACACGGAGUGAUUACACGCAGUGGAUUUACUACCAAAAAACUCCCAUCAAGCACCUUUACGACGGAUAAUAUCAGACAUGUGUCGCUCAUUAGCUAAACGUCGUUGCGAUGAGACGUUUAAACGAUAAUGAUAAUUCGACUUUCAUCCGCGUAAUGUGACAUUCUUUAAGGUCCUUCUCUGCACCCUUAAAUCAAUCCCAGUGAACAAACGUCCAGGCGAUCGUGCACGCUGACUGAAAGUUUAAAACUACAAAAGAAGAUAACCAAAUUACAUUAAUCAAAAUUCCAAGACAACUGUAUAUUAAUAAUCUUCACGACCAUGGAAAAAUACGUCCUCCUUAAUCUCUGGGCGAUUCGGGUGCUCGGUAUUUGGCACCCGGAGAAAAACCCUUCUCGUUUUCGCCACAACAUUUACGGUCUCCAGAGAUCGCUGACCGUGGGUUCGGUGUUGUUUAUUUUCAUACCAGCCGCGAUAGCAGUGCAGGAUAAUUUCUCGCAAAAUUCAAACCUUUCUACCAGAGUGGAAAUCCUCUCGCUCCUGAUCAGCUCGAGCGUCGUCUUGUGCAAGACGAUGGACAUCGUCCUGCGUCGAAAUCAGGUCCACAAUCUACUCUCCAAAAUGUCCGAAUAUUGGCGAGGAGCGACUAGCGAGGAAAUCAGCUCGAUGGCGGGAUACGCGAGGUUCGGAAAAUCGGUUACCAAUUUUUACUUCACUCUGGGUGGUCUGAGCUCCGUGUUUUUCGCCGGGCAGCCAUUCCUCAGUUCGUACUUCGCUGCCGGUCGCGAAAAUUCUUCGACGGUCGUCGUCAGCCGGCUGCCCUUUAAUGGAUGGGAAAAUCUCGUCGAUCACCGGUCGACCUCGACCUUCGCCGUCGUCUUUGUCUGCCACGUCAUCGCCGGGACCGUCGCCUCCCUAGCUUCCAUCAGCUACGAUUGCCUCUUCGCCGUCCUGGUCCUCCACGUCUGCGGCAACCUUCGAGCCGUAGUUGCACAUCUCAGAAAUAUGAAAUUUGAUAACGAGGACGAAAGCGAAGGGCGAAUUAUCCGCUGCGCCGUAACCUUCCAAAAACUCAUCGAGUAUACCAAGGAGCUGGAAAACUGUUUGAGCAUGUUUCUUCUUAUCCAGACCACAUCCAGUACGCUGACCAUUUGUCUGACCGGCUUCUUGAUGAGCAGGGAUAUUGAUGGGAAUAACGAAUUGGGAAAAUACGUAUCAUACUGGGCAGCAUCUCUGUUUCAGCUCUUUAUAUUCUGCUGGUCGGCAAACUAUUUGCAAACAGAAUCGAUUAUGGUAGGCCAAGCGGCGUACGAAGCUUAUGGAAAGUUGAUGAACCUGAGUUUAGAAAACAACCGUCGCCGUUAUCACCGACUUGCGAACGUCCCUCGACAUUUGCAAAUGAUCAUUCUACGCUCUCAGAAACCGCUUAAAAUAACAGCCGGAAAGUUCUACGUCAUGUCUUUGGAGACCUACAAAAAUAUUCUGAGCAACUCCUACUCGUAUUUUACAAUUCUACGUGCCUUCGCGGAUAUACAGACUUGAUCAAUGACCUGGUACAAUCCCUAAAUAACAAGUCUAAUUGGAAUUCUUCCGACAUGGAGAUUCACGGAAAACCGCACGAGGAAGUAAAAAGGUGAGAUGAUAAAUAAUUACAAUAUAACAACCAUUUUAUUCGAUGGUAAAACAGAUCUGU